This is a messenger RNA of Acaulospora morrowiae, 801 nucleotides long. NCBI's taxonomy places the organism in Eukaryota, Fungi, Glomeromycota, Glomeromycetes, Diversisporales, Acaulosporaceae. The record is from the annotation of a GenBank genome assembly.
AUGUCUCAACAUGUUCACGAGUAUUUUGACAGCAAGUCCACCAGUUGGAGCAUUCUCGGAUUUUUAGAAGAAUGUAUAGAGAGGCAAGUAUUACUUUUUUUGUUAGAAAUGUAUGUGGGAAAUAGUGGCGUGACAGGCAAGAACCUGCUCGAAAGGCUGCUUGCCAAUCCAGCACUGGACCCACCGGAAGCAGGUGACCUGCUCGGUUGUCUGAUGUUCUGGUGGGAUUGGAAUUUAGCUUGGAAUUUACUUGAUUCCCAGUUCGAUUUCAAAUUGGCGAGAAAGUGGGAGAGGGAAUGCUCGCGCAAGCAGGUUUACUAUCAUCGCUCGACAAUUACGGAUAUCAACGGAAAUGUGACAGGGAAUGUAGGGACAAUAACUGGUGGAUCGUUCAUUGUUGGACAAAAAAGAAAUCGUGAUGAGGAGCAAAUGAUUCCAAAAAAGGCCAGGGAUGUAGAUUCGAUAGCACUAAUAGACGAAGUAACAUCUGGGGAAGCCUCUACGACUAAUCUUCCACGUGUUGUCACGCUCCCUUCUCCAAAUAAUGUUACUCCCAAUCCUUCCUCUUCACAUGAUUCUUUACAGGCUCAAUCUGAAAGCGAUGACGAUUAUUUUGAUAGUUUAUGUGAAAAUGAUGUACCAUCUGAAAUUCAGAAUCUCAUUAUAAAGAUGGCUGACGUAAACCAUCGUCUUUUUGAAUAUCGUAUUGUAAAUCUUGCCGAAAAAAAUCUAGUUGAUCCCGUAAACAAAGUCUUUUCAGAUUAUGACAAAAAGAAAUUGAGAAGAUUAUGGGAAGAGUAA